AGUCACCCGUGCCGGGAGCUGGGAGGCUGCCUCGAGCGUGGGGUGAUGGGAUGGGAGCGUGGGAGGCUGACGAGCGCCGUCCCCCCCACUCUCACCGCGCCCUCCUCUCCCCCCCCCCCCCCCUUCUCCCCGGGUCCCCCCAGAAUGAGCUGUGCCCCCGCCAGCGCCGACGCCUCCGCCUGACCCCCCCGCCCCGCCAGCCCUGCCCACGCCACCAUGCUCAUCAAGGAGUACCGCAUCUGCAUGCCGCUCACCACCGAGGAGUACCGUGUGGGGCAGCUCUACACCAUCAGCAAGCACAGUCACCAGGAGAGCGAGAAGGGCGAGGGUGUGGAGGUGGUGAAGAACGAGCCCCACGAGGACCCCGUCCACGGCCCCGGCCAGUUCACCGAGAAGCGCGUCCACCUCUCCAGGCACCCAUCUCCAGGCACCGGUGGGUGCCCCAGCCGCGGCGCGGGGCUCGCAAACUGCCGAGCUGGGCACGGGCGGUGACCCCCCGCAUCUUCUACAUCACGGAGAAGGCCUGGAACUACUACCCCUACACCAUCACUGAGUACACGUGCUCCUUCCUGCCCAAGUUCUCCAUCUACAUCGAGACCAAGUACGAGGACAACUGUGGGGACAGCGAGAACAUCUUCCACAGCGAUAAAAUCCUGGGUGACCACGAGAUCUCCUUCCUGGACAUCGCCUUCGACGAGAUCCCUGAGCGUUACUACCGCAGCCUGGAGGACCCCCGUUUUUUCAGCUCGGCCAAGACGGGCCGGGGGCCGCUGCGGGAGGGCUGGCGCCAGCACACCAAACCCAUCAUGUGCUCUUACAAACUGGUGAGCGUCAAGUUCGAGGUGUGGGGGCUGCAGACACGAGUGGAACAGUUCGUGCACAAGGUGAUCCGGGACAUCCUGCUGAUCGGGCACCGGCAGGCUUUCGCCUGGGUGGACGAGUGGUGCGACAUGUCCCUGGAAGACGUCCGGGCCUUCGAGACUCAGAUGCAAGUGGCCACAAACCAAAAACUGGGGAGCCAGCACCCCUAACCCCCGCUGCGCGGGCAGCCUUGCCGCA
This is a messenger RNA of Tyto alba (common barn owl), 1059 nucleotides long. RefSeq names its product cytoplasmic phosphatidylinositol transfer protein 1-like. Gene Ontology annotation, biological process: phospholipid transport. The transcript has 10 exons. Bases 51 to 1031 code for a protein of 326 amino acids. The record is from RefSeq and is a predicted model, not a curated record. Gene Ontology annotation, molecular function: phosphatidylinositol binding; phosphatidylinositol transfer activity. Gene Ontology annotation, cellular component: cytoplasm. Lineage: Eukaryota; Metazoa; Chordata; Aves; Strigiformes; Tytonidae.